This is a messenger RNA of Asparagus officinalis (garden asparagus), 894 nucleotides long. RefSeq lists its product as uncharacterized. The transcript is spliced from 4 exons. NCBI's taxonomy places the organism in Eukaryota, Viridiplantae, Streptophyta, Magnoliopsida, Asparagales, Asparagaceae. The record is from RefSeq and is a predicted model, not a curated record. Bases 1 to 894 code for a protein of 297 amino acids.
AUGAAUUUUAAUAAUAGAGAUCCUUCUAAUUUGUCAUCAUCAUUUUCUGAUAAUGAAAUUGAAGAUGAACAAUUGAUAGAUGAUAUUAAAGCGAUUGAUGCAGAAAGGGAAGCAGUGUUUCGCAUCAGGAACAACAACAAUCUUCUCAUGGCUUACUUUAUCAAUCAACAAAACAACCAAGUAAUUCGUGGAGGCUCAAUUCCUGGUCAUAUAGUGAUCAACCGUGAUCGAGAAAAUGUUGAUCCUGUGUUCCGAAUGUUGGCAUAUGGUCUACCAGCGGAUGCUACUGAUGAAUACAUUAAAAUAGGAGAGUCGACAGCAAUCGAAAGUUUAAAGAGAUUUUGUCGUGCUGUUGUGGAGGUUUUUGCAGAACAAUAUCUGAGAUUGCUUAACGCUAAUAACAUUGCCAGACUACUACAUAUUGCUAAACAACGAGGUCGUAGUGGAUCCCCAACUAUUAUUCUGGAGGCCGUAGCUGAUUAUGAUCUUUGGAUAUGGCAUGCAUAUUUUGGUUUGCCAGGUUCUAAUAAUGACAUUAAUGUUUUAGAGGCAUCUCAUCUUUUUGCAAAACUCGCUGAAGGUAUUGCUCCUCUUGCUCAUUAUGUCAUUCAAGGACUAGCUCGUUUUUGGAAAAAAGAAGUAUUACAUGAUAUAAUGACUGCAUGCAUUAUUAUGCACAACAUGAUAAUUAAGGAUGGACGUGAUCUUAAUGCUACAAUUGAAAAUUGGAAGGAAGCGCCAGUUCCGGACGUAGAGAUGGUUGUAGAUGAAAAUGCUCGGUUUGAAAGAUUUCUGGCUCGUCAUCGACAAAUCAAGAAUAAAGAAGCUCAUAUUGCACUUCGAGAUGCAUUAAUUGAUCAUUUGAUGGAUGAAUAUACUAAUUCGGAGACUUAG